Messenger RNA from Episyrphus balteatus (marmalade hoverfly), 1742 nucleotides. RefSeq names its product battenin-like. The transcript has 5 exons. Gene Ontology annotation, cellular component: membrane; lysosome. NCBI's taxonomy places the organism in Eukaryota, Metazoa, Arthropoda, Insecta, Diptera, Syrphidae. The coding region runs from base 351 to 1586 and encodes 411 amino acids. The record is from RefSeq and is a predicted model, not a curated record. Gene Ontology annotation, biological process: lysosome organization; regulation of intracellular pH.
UGUUUACCUAUCAAUUUGUCUGCAGCCUUCCGUCUUGAGCCAAAUUACACGGACCUUAUCGAUAAUAAUUAUUAUCGUGAUCGGGUUUGGCUUUGACGUCAGAACGAAAGAAGUAAAGAAACAAACAAAUUUAUGGCUAAUUCACGAUUUAUGUACCUUCAAUACAUUGGGGAUCAGCUUUAAGGAAACAGUUGAUCAGCAAUCGUCAAAUAAUGUCCCACGGUUUAUUUUCUUUGUACCUGACUUUCUAACAAUCUACAAUUUAUACGUUUUUAACCAGUUUGCAGUACUGGAAAAAAAUUAUCAGUCAAACUGAAAACACCAUCAACUCCACUCCCAAACAAAUCAAUAUGGUCGCUAUAACUGAUAAACAAAAUGCUCUAGAAAAAGCUACCCCAGAACAAAAGGAUAAACAAUUAUGGAGAGAUUUGGUAGCCUUUUGGAUUUUGGGCUUGUGCAAUAAUUUUGGAUACGUCGUUAUGUUGAGUGCAGCUCAUGAUAUUAUUGCACGUUUUGAUGAGACAACUGAAGUUUCGGACCCCAAGGCGGAAGUUUUAGAGAGACAAUGUAAUAUUGUCAGUACUGGAGCUAUUCUAUUGGCCGAUGUUAUACCUGGAUUUGUUGUUAAGCUUGUGAUGCCUUUUUUGCCAUUUUGGAUCAAUACACGAGUUGCAUCUGCAGUGGCUUUAAGUGUGGCAGGAUUUCUUUGUGUUGGCUUUGCUGAAGUUGAAAUGGUAGCCCUGUUAGGAGUUGUUUGUACUUCUGCAGCUUGUGGAAUGGGAGAGUCCAGUAUUCUGCCUUACACAUCAAAUUAUAACAGGAACUCACUUUCGACAUGGUCAUCAGGUACUGGAGGUGCUGGUGUUAUCGGCGCCUUGGCAUAUGCAGGACUUUGUGCUAUCAACGUUAGUUCCAGGAACAUUAUGUUAAUCAUGCUUAUCUUCCCGGUCCUGGAAUGCAUUGCUUUUUGGAUAAUUUUGCGCAAACCUUCUGGUUUAGUUGACAACAGUGUUCCAUCUGUUACUAGUGUGGUUGAAGAUGAUAAGCCUCUACAAGGUUGGAAGGAGCAAUUGAUGUACAUUACUUCGCUGUUCAAAUACAUGUUACCUCUUUUGUUUGUGUACUUCUUUGAAUAUUUCAUCAAUCAAGGAUUGUUUGAAUUGGUUAACUUUGAAAACACAUUUUUGGACAAAGAAUCCCAAUAUCGUUGGUUAUGUGUUGAUUAUCAAAUUGGAGUCUUUAUCUCACGGUCAUCAGUCAAUCUUAUCAAAUUUAAACACAUUUGGAUUCUAUCACUUUUGCAAUUUAUUAAUGUUGCAUACUUUUUGACAGAAGUUAUUUUCUUCUAUACACCAUCAAUUUGGAUUGCCUUCGCUAUUGUUCUAUGGGAAGGUUUAUUAGGAGGUGGUGCUUAUGUAAAUACAUUCUAUAGAAUGUCUUCGGAAGUACCAAGAUCUAGACAAGAAUUUGCAAUUGCUGUAACUGUACAAGCAGAUUCACUUGGUAUUAUGUUAUCUGGAUUUUUGGCAAUGCCAGUACAUAAUGCAAUUUGUAGGUUGCCAGCACAUCCUAAAUUAUUUUCAUGAAAAUGAAAAUAUGAAUUUAAGGAGACUGUGUGUAGUAGCUAGGUAUUUAUAGGCAUUUUUAAGGCUUGAUUUAUAAAAUCAGAAAAAAAACAAACAAACUAUUAUUGUAAAUUAAUAUACUGUAUGGUAUAUUUUUAAAGUAUUAUAUUUAUAUUA